Fulvia fulva is the source of this 1746-nucleotide messenger RNA. RefSeq lists its product as uncharacterized. The coding region runs from base 1 to 1746 and encodes 581 amino acids. Lineage: Eukaryota; Fungi; Ascomycota; Dothideomycetes; Mycosphaerellales; Mycosphaerellaceae. The record is from RefSeq and is a predicted model, not a curated record. The transcript has 3 exons.
AUGACCAUGGAGAGACCGUCGAGUGUCGAUGAGGGGUUGCACAGAGUUGCUACGGAGGACAGACGUGGUCGAUUCGCAAGGCUGCGGUUGAGCAUACCAAAAGCACUCACGCCUCUGAGACGGACCAAGACAGCGAGCCGGCGUGAUGUAAGUCCAGGCUCGGAUGCGGCAUCGACCCGCGCGAUUUGCGAUGGCAUCUCGCCAUCGUUCUAUCGAAUGAAAAGAGUUUCGAAGCACCUCUGCGAGCCGUCUCCCGCGCUCAUGCAAUUUGCGACACCUGCGAACGGCGUAUCGUUCGCCCGGUCGUCUUCGUCAGAUACGAUCAGCAGUCUCUCCGAAACAGAUCGCAGUCCAGCGAGCGAGGACACAAGUCCAGCCAGCUGCAUCGAUGAGGGAAUGCCGAGCAUGGUCAGGCCUGGCAUACUGCCAGAUGUCUCACCUGACAAGCAUUCGUUCGAAGAAAAUGUCACGUUCCGCGACGAUGGCACCAUAGCCAAAUUGUGGGCAGACUACUGUGUAAAUCAGACACAGCUGAAGAGCUACGAAGCGGUAGUCGCUACGGCCGCUGCAGCUGAAUUGCUCGAACCUCGCGCUGGCGCAUCAAUCCUAACUCCAGGUCCUGUUGAAGCCGUGGACAGGUUUCCGCUGUCGCCAAGAGAGCGCAGUGACCCUUUCCAGACCGGCAUGGAAUCACCUGCGAUCGACAAAAUGUUUCAGUACAGCAGCUCAAGUCUUGAAUCUUACAAUACCAAGACUGAUAAGGCCAUGAACUCCACCAACGAGAAAGCUGCCCCAAUGCAAAUCAAGACAAACCAAGCUUCGGAGCUGGGGAAACCAUGGAAAGCAAAAAAGUCAAGUCGAGACAGCUCACACUGCGAUAACACCGCCUCAAGAUCAGAACAUAACAAUUGGAAAGAUCUCGAAUGGCAUGAAAAGCGCCGAGAACGAGGCGCCCUUGCAUCAGAGCUGUCGCUAUGGAACUUUGAUGACGCGAGCAAGAACCGUCAUAAGACCCCGUCUGCCGCAUACGGACCCAAAUGGGAAGUCUCGACUCCUACAGACCUCAGCGGCCUAGCGCAAGAAGAUGACUACUUCUCCCAGCGGAAACCAACAGGCUGCAGAUUACGAACAAGCGUUACACCGAAUCUCACGCGACAAGAGGAUAUCAUUGAACACAUCAAAGACAAAUUCCAAGCCCACCACGACGAGAUGGACGCAAGAGCCAACACGUUGUCAUACUCACGCCCUUGCACAGGCCGUCCAGGCCGCGACUUCAGCUCCGGCGAAAUUCUCGAACGCGAAAACAACUCCUUCUCCAGUGAAUUCAACCGCUCCAGAGAUAUGCGCGACAGCAUCACAGACCGCGCACUCUCCGGCUCGCCCCGGGACUCGAAGGUCUGUCGCACCACGAUCCAUGCCGAUCUCAGCCCUCCGCUGAGUAGAGGCGUAUCGAUCGGAUUGCCGGAUUGCUCGCAAGAUCCGAUGGUCAAGGCGGCGGGGUGUGAGAAGGUUAGUAGUCGCAGUGGUUCGGGUACGACGUCGAAGCUUUCGAGUCGCGGGCAGAGUUUUGGAGUGCCGGGUUACGAGCGGAAUCGGGGUGGGAAGGCGGCGGUGGAUGAGAAGCUGGCGAGCCGGGCGAGUCAGCAGCAGAGUGCGCAGGCGGGGUUGGUGAAGGUGAGGCAGAGUAAUGAGGAGACGCUACAGUUGGGUGGGAAGGAUGGAAGGUCUAACAAUGAUCAACGGUAG